This is a messenger RNA of Letharia columbiana, 1212 nucleotides long. RefSeq lists its product as uncharacterized. Bases 1 to 1212 code for a protein of 403 amino acids. Gene Ontology annotation, cellular component: mitotic spindle pole body; DASH complex; mitotic spindle. The transcript is spliced from 3 exons. NCBI's taxonomy places the organism in Eukaryota, Fungi, Ascomycota, Lecanoromycetes, Lecanorales, Parmeliaceae. Gene Ontology annotation, biological process: attachment of spindle microtubules to kinetochore. The record is from RefSeq and is a predicted model, not a curated record.
AUGUCGCGCCCAAGCGCCUUCGGACAGAGGGAUAUCAAUUCCAAUCCCACCUCGGCAGCUCAAAGAAACCUCUCCCUGACCGAAGAGCUGGAGAAGCUGGAACAAUCCAUUACCUUGACCCUCCAAGAGAUCGAUCAUAACUUCAGUCGAGCCCACCGGAUCGUAACGACGAGCAUUCUGCCAGUUGUCGAACGAUAUGCAGAGCAUUCGAAAAACGUCUGGGAAGGCUCCAAAUUCUGGAAACAGUUCUUCGAAGCCUCGGCCAACGUCUCCCUCUCUGGCUACGAGGAACCUCCCGCCGACGACGAAGCCACCACCACAGAAGAAGACGAUCCCACCACAACCACGCCGUCAACGUCAACCUACGACUCCCCCCAGCCCAACACCCCUUCGAACCAGCCGUAUCCUAACGAAGAAACACUCUCUCCCUCCCCAACCAACAGCACGCCACGUCCGCCCAAGCAAAAACGGCCAAUAGCAACAGCCCCGUACUCUUCGCCAUACGAAACCCUCAAGCGAGAAACCCUUGCGCCUUCGCCGUCUGAAUCUACUCUUCCAUCCACACCCCGCGCCGCCGCUUCUCCAGUGCCUCAAUCAUCUCCUUUCGCUCCGCCUUCCACAUCUCACCACACAGCCCGCCGCACGCCCGCAAACGAUGUCCUUCUGCACCGCGUUCUGGACAAGAACUGGCGAAUACAGGCCACCCCACACUCCACCAUAAGACUGCCUCAGCGUAGCAAAUCAUUCACAGAUGCAACGCCGAAACCCAGCACAGCCAAGAAGGGUAGAGGCAGAGCGAAGGAGGACUUCGAUCUGGAUUCCUCUCCUGCAGUGCCUGCACCACAAUUACAUUCAGAAAUCUUCGAUACGCCGGCACGAAAGAGCCGUGUACCAGGAGUCAGUGUGCUCACUCCUGCAAGAGGGAGGACACACAGCGCCGCCGAAAGUGGGAAGAGGGGAAAGCAACAGCAGAUGUGGGAUAGUGACAGCGACGAUGGUGAAGACGAUAUGGGCGUCGGGAUGAGCCCGCCAAAGACGAUGCAAUUCCAUGUUCCGCAGCCGAGGUUGUUGAGGACGCCCGCACGGGAAGCUUCGAAGCGGAUUGUCGAGGAUUUGUUGCUUACGGCUGGUGGGAACGUGACGGAUGAUUUGGAGGAAGACAGCCCGAGUGUGGUUCAGAGAGCGAGAUUGGGAGACGAGGACACCUUUUGA